Molecule: messenger RNA, 981 nt
Organism: Pyrus x bretschneideri (Chinese white pear)
Lineage: Eukaryota; Viridiplantae; Streptophyta; Magnoliopsida; Rosales; Rosaceae
Product: mediator of RNA polymerase II transcription subunit 30
Exons: 3
Coding region: 94-678 (194 amino acids)
Cellular component (GO): mediator complex
Source: RefSeq, a predicted model, not a curated record
AACUGCUGUUUUAUUGGGCUUUUGGCACUCUCCAUUGUCAAAACACUUUCUCCAUUCUCCGUUCUCACUCUGCGUCGCGCAGCUUCCAAAAGAAUGGAAGAGAAGGAUGCCAAUGAAUUUAUAGCAAGCCCUCAGACGACGCAAGAACUAGCAAUGGAAGGCCAGAAGCAUCUCGAAGAAACCAUCGAGGCAGCUUUCCGGAUCCUCUCCUCCAUGAACGACGAGCUCUGCAACCCCACCUUGUGGUCCUCCACCGGCACCGCCUCCUCUAACGCUGCAAAUGGCCCUUCUUCCCACUCUAAUGGCGUCAAUAACGGCGAUUCGUCUUCUUCUGAAAACACUUCUUCCCAUUACCAUGGAGACUUGGUUGGCGCUGGUGGUCCUGGCACCGGUGGAGCUCUUGAGGAGGCUCGAUUUCGGUAUAAGAACUCUGUGGGCUUGCUUCGUGCCGUUCUCGCCGCAAUUCCCAAAUCUCGGAAGGCAACAUCCAAAACUAGUUCAACUGCAGUCGGUUCAGAAUCACCGGCAGAUGAAGCUGAACUUGAGAAGUUAGAUGAGCGAGCUUCCAAUUUGAGAAAGGAGCUUGCGAACAAGAAUGUGUAUAUCAAAUUUCUAAUAGAUCAACUACGGGAUCUUAUCACUGACAUAUCAACUUGGCAAAGUCCUUGUUCCGUCUGAUUUCAGGAAGAAUCUUCCUGCAGGUGAUGCUGCUUUUACAUUAACUUUGCAUAAUCAGUGAAACCUUAAUGUGUUUUAUUGUAUUCGUUUUCCAAUCAGUUUAGCGACGGGUUUUUUAUGUUUCACGAGGAAAAUAUUAGGUGAGAAAUAGAAUAGUGAAGAGGUUUCUAAAUCAUGAGAUAUCUGAUGUUAAAGAUGGAUUUGUCAAUUCUAAUUUCGGAUUUGGUUGCUCAAUUCUUCUUCCAUUGCCUUGAUUGUAUUCAAUGUCUGAUUUGAAAGAUAUAUGGAAGAUCAGUUUCCCAA